Molecule: messenger RNA, 6993 nt
Organism: Porites lobata
Lineage: Eukaryota; Metazoa; Cnidaria; Anthozoa; Scleractinia; Poritidae
Source: the annotation of a GenBank genome assembly
GCAGACCGCGCGAACUGCACCAGUAGAAAAAAAUGGCGUUGCAAAAUCUGCAGAUUUCUAACCAGGGAGAACUUUCAGAAUUUUCUUUCUCGGACUUUUCAGACUUUUGCUCUUUGUACCAUAGCACCAAAGAAAGCCAUGCACCAACGCAAGAAAGCAAUACUGUGGUAUUUAAUCCAGGGAAGAAGCGAAAAAUGUCGAACCAACACCACGAUGAACACAUGCCCAACAAGCAACGAGCUCCGCAACAACUACACGCUCAACAAUUCUUUUGUGACAUCUGCAAAGUACAACUCAAUUCUCUGACCCAAGCAGAACAGCACAAACGAGGGAAAUCCCAUCGACUUAAGGAACAGAACAAACAGAGUCAACCUUAUGCAAUGAACCCGGUGAGGACUCUCCCAUGGGACGUUCCACUUUUUAUCUGUACACUUUCGAACAGCGGGGGCUUUUUUUUUCUUUUAAGAAACCGCCAAAACUUGGAUCCUUGGGACGAAAUUUCCUAAGGUGCCGAAAAAAAAUGAACCCUUGGGAUUUCAUUUUUCAAAGGACACCAACAAAAAUUUGAGGGUCAUCUGAAGGGGGGGCGGGAAGGGGGGAGGUUGUGGAUACAAAUGGAACGCCCCCAUAUGUAUAUGUAUAAAGUAUGCGUUUAACUUUUAGAUUAACAAGACCACUGCUGCAUUCAGUUGCAAAAUACAGCAGUUGAGACAAUAAAACCAAAACAACCGUUUUCCCUUACUCAGUGCACCUCAAAGGAAACAGGGUUUGCCCUUAAAGAAUUUUGUUAAAAAGUUAUUUUUUUCUUGUUCAUGACUGAAGAUUGUGUCAAAAAAAAAUUCAAUAAUUUUUUACUCUUUUGCUUUAGAGACCCUCAAUUUUUAUCACUUGCCCCUGAAGAAUUCUUUUGGUCCUCAACUGGGGGGUGUAGAUAUUAAAUGCUGCAAUAGCCCAUUCGUUGGGGGUAGCUUGGAGGCUUGCCAGUCACUGACAAUGUGGCUACUGGAGACAAAGUGUCUUUUAUCUCUGCAAGUGAGAGGUGGGCAGUUUUAGCUUGAUUAGAGGGUUUGACUUUGAACUAAUUCCAAACCACCCCAUGAAGAUCUACUCUAGAAGAAAUGGAUCUUGUUUACUGUGGGUAAUGUUGACUGAGAUAUCGGUCGAUAUAGCGGUCGACACUCGGUCGAUAGUCGGUCGACACUUGGUCGAUAGUCGGUCGACACUCGGUCGACAGUCGGUCGAUACUCGGUUGACACUCAGUCGACACUCGAUUGACAGUCGGUCAAUAUAGCGGUCGAUGGUCGGUCGAUAGUGGGUCGACACUCGGUCGAGACACGGUCAAUAGUCGGUCCAGAUGUGUCUUGGCCGAUAUAGCUUUUCGUUCAUCGACACUUCGCCGACAUUUCGCCGACAUUUCACCAACACUUCGCCAACACUUCGCCGAUAGUUGGUUGAUAGUUGGUCGAUACUUGACCGAUGUAUCGGUCAGUAAUUGGUCGACACUUGGUCGAUGGCAGGUCAACACUUAGCAUUUCCUACAUUUUUUGGCUUUGAAAACAAGAAAUUAGAAAGCAUUUUCUAGCUUGGACCUAACUGUUUUUUUAAAUUGUGUUUCUGCUUUUUUAAUUUCAAACUUCAAUGUACUUAGCCAAAAUUCCGGAAUAAUAGCUAUUAGUCAUUUAUCUAGCCUAUCUGUAUCGAUGGCCACCACCUUUUCGCAGACGUUUCCUCCCCUCGUUUUUUUUUUUUUAGGGGUGGGCGUAGCCGGCUAGAAUUGAAUCAUGAAGACGUCCGCUAAGUGAGAAUGAUAGGCCUUCAGCUUCUUGUUAUGUGAUUUAUUCCCACCGUGUAAGGCCUAUAUCUGGCUGAUUUUUCCUAUGCCGAGAAUUUUUCAACCGACUCAGAACUACACUGAUGAAAAAAGGUAUUUACAGUUCAUUUUUUUAAACUUGUUUAUCCUUAUCCGCAUACUGUUUUUCUUUUAUUGGAUGACCAAAAGUGACUUACUAUUCAAUAUUAAUUUCUGUAUGUGCAUGGUCAUCUUUAUUUUGAACACAAUAUAAAUAUAAAGCGAAAGGACAGAGGAAAAGGACAGGAUAAUGUAAUGAGAACGUAUGAGUAUUUUCCUUGCUGUAAAUUGAAAUCAUUCCCACAAUAAAUGAAUGUGUUCAGUCUGCUGGAUAUUUUUGUCACCUUCCUCGGCGCAUUAUCAGCGCGUUUUAUCAAUAACUGAUCGUUAAACGAAGGACUGUUCCUGUCUUCAGUGCAGAAAUAUAUAAGUUUAAUUUGUGGUCUCUGCACAAACGAGAACUUGGCGUGAUGGAGCAGGUCAAAGCCCGAUAAUAAAAAAUGUGUAUUCCUCGCUCUUAAAGCAUGUCAUGUACUGCCUUUUCCUAUUCAUUAUUCGUCCACUUCAGGACUUCGGGAGCAGUCGUUUCACUCGUCCUUAUUAAGUAUUCUUCGACUGCGGGACCACAGGAGCAGCAGAUUCAACUUAGGCUGAGACAGGUUCUGUUUAACAGCUAAAACUCAGACGAUCGGUGAUGAUACAAACUGGAAAAAAAAAAGGUUAUCAUGUCCUUAGUUCCCAGUGCUCUUCGGUUCUCUUCAUAGCGUAAUUGCGCCUCGCACAGCCACAUGUUCCCCAUCACAUGAUAACAGUAAUUAAUGAAGUCUUUGCUUAAAAAAAAAGCCAUUGGACUCACCUGAUAAAUUAACACAUGACAGUUCACCGAUAUACCACCGACAGUUGACCGAUAUACCACCGACAGUUGACCGAUAUAUCACCGACAUAUGACCGAUAGUAAGUCGAGGUGCAUCGACGAAAUAUCGACCGAUACUCAGCCGAUAGUCUAUCUCACUAUCGACCGACUACCGACUGACCAUCGACUGACCAUCGACCGACCAUCGACCGACUAUCGACCGACUGUCAACCGACUAUUGACCGACUGUCGACCGACUGUCGACUGCUAUAUCGACCACUCUGUCGACCGAUAUCUCAGUCGACAUUACCCACAGUAAACAAGAUCCGAAGAAAUAAUGUGUAGUAGAAAAAAUUGUGGAGAUUGUCACUAGGAGUACAUGUGGUUAUGGUUUAAAGCAUUGGUUAGGGUAAUCUGCAUAAUGAUGGUGGCUAUCUCAACAACUGAGUCCUGAUUAUUCUUUUCUGCAACUUUUUUUUGCUAGAUGAAGGAUUCAAAUGAAGAGCAUUCUGAAAGCUUGGAACUGUCUUUCAGUUUUACAUGUACAUCUGAUAUACCACCUAAACUCAAAGCUUUGCCACUUGAUGAUGUCAGUCUAGAUUGCCUUAUCUGUGGAAGGAAAUUCAACUCUACUAUGCAAGUUGCGCAACAUUUUAAUAGCCAAUCCCACCAACGCAAAUUGCAAGCCUUGAGUCAAACAGGAGGUGAAGGCAAUAUAAAAGAGUUAACUGUUCCUUCUAGCUUAGGAACAGUUGUCUCACAGGAACAGCCAGAAAAAGCUCUGUUACAAGACACCAAUACAAGUGAAACAGUAUCAUCCGCUAAUAAAGAAACUAAUGAACUGCACUGUGAAUUUUGUCGCUUGACAUUGAACUCCAAAAGUCAAAUGGACAUGCAUCUUAAGGGGAAAAUGCACUGGAAAUCUGUUUCUAGUAUGUAGCAAAAUACUCUCUAAGUAUAUUUAUUUAGAAAGAUUAAUGUAUGAGUGGUCCAGGAUACAAUGCAAGGUUAAGAUGGCUUAAUAUUGAUAUAGAUGUUGUGGUUCAGUUUUAUCCUUGGUUUUAAUGUUAUUUUCUUUUGUUUCAAACUCAUUAUCAGACAUCAAUAUACCCAAAAACAAAAGAGAAUAGAAUUUAAACCAAGGAUAAAAUUGAACCUCAACAUAUGUAUUCAGCUUCAUUGAAUGAUCAAGCUUGAUCAAAAAAGGCUCGGCAGCUAGCAAAAUGAGAGAACUUCUUGUCAAAAGGACUCUGAAAUUGAAGAUCUUUUUGAAACCCUGAUGUGGGCUAUUAUACUCUGCAAUGUCGCUUAAGUUCUCCCAGACAUAAACUACGGAUUGGAAAAAAAGUUAGUGGUGAUCCACAAAAAUGAAGACUGAAGUCAAAAUCAUAAUAUUGGUACUUUUAUAAACUUUGCCAGGUGACAAAUGCCUUGGUUAUUAACGUGAAUCAGACACCUGGAAAAAGAGCAAUCAACCAUAGAAGAGAAAUGCUAUAAAAAUAGAGUAACACACUCUGUAAUAACUUAGAAAGAAAACAGUAGUUUUUUGCCAAGAUAUGCAAGAAUCUCGAGUGCAAUAUUAUUUUUUAGAAUUGGUAGAAUUCUGAGAGAGGAGUCUAAACUGGAAAAUAUUAAAAAGUUGCUUUUGCCCCAUGUGCAAAAUUAAACUGCCACUAAAAUUGACAUAGUACAGUUUUGAAGUUUUUGUUUGGAGUAUCAGUUAUCACACUCAGCUUUCUAAAGGAGGUGGACAUUCCCCAUAAGAUAAAAGUUUUCCCUUAAAACAGCGAAUUUUCCAAAACCCUUUAAAAUAUUAUUACUGGUAACAAUGUGUAUUAAAUUUUCCAUAUAUCUUUUUGUUGUAAAUAUUUUAGGAGCAGUUUUGUUACCCACAGUUGGCGAUCCUCCGAUGAAGUUUUACUGUGAUGAAUGCAUCAUGAGCUUUAACUCCCAGAUUCAAAUGGAGCAACAUUUAAGUAGUCCAAAGCACAUUAACAGAGUACAAAGGCAACAAGCAUGCGAGCAGUCUAGAGGCCGGACAAUUAGAGGAAGAGGGCGAGGCCAGGGAAGGGGUAGAGGAGGAACAUGUAAGUAGAAAAACUUACAGCUACAUACAUUAGUCUGUUGUGGCAGUUGUUAGGACUAAAGGUCAAUAAAAGUGAUGAUGAUGUUGAUGGUAAUGAUGCUGGUGCAGACAAUGGUUGAUAUUCCAAGGGAACAACUUAAUUAGCCAGAAGAACCCAAGCUGUUUCAGCGGCUAGGUGUAAUCUGAUCACUUGUCUCAGUCAAUUCAUUUGCAGGGUUUGAGCCAGACCGCGUCUUUGCGCCAAUCCCUCACUGCAAUUUGAAAUUGUCCCUUAAAAAAACAGCCAAGGGGACAAUUUGUCCCCUUCAAAAUUUAGAGAAAAAUGCUGGAAAGGAAGCACACACGAAGAGAUUUAUUUCAGUACAGAAGUUGCAAGCUAAAACAGAACAUGGAAAGUUUCAGUCACGCUCUACUGAACACGUACGUCUCAUGCUCAACCAAGCAUGGUGAACACGCCUGGCAAUCGUUAACGUGUCACAUUGAAAAUGUGUUCGAAAAUUAGAAAGCUUUUUCACUCCAAAUCAAAGCCAGAGUGAAUCAGAGAAAAAUGGUACAGAAGAAGAACAGUGUAUUAAUCAGGAAGAAACGGAUGAGGAUCGAAGGAAACUGAAAAAAUCACGAGACCACACGUGGUUGCGCUAUGAAAAGGAGGCGAUGUUCUGCUAUUUUUGUCGGAAAUCUAAGAAGAUGAACCCCUUUGCAUCAGCAGAAGGGUGUACAAAUUUCUGUCCCCCUAAAAACAAAAAUGUCCCCCAAAAUUUUAGCAAGGGGGACACGUUGUCCCCCAGUGAUCAAAUUCAAAUCCUAGCUCAAACCCUGCAUUUGAGUUACUAUUUUCUCUCCCUCCCUCCUGCCCUGGGGUUUCUCUUGAGUCCUCAGGACCUUGGUUCAUUAUUAAUGAUGCUCAAACAGAUUUUCUGGCUUGUUAUUAGCUGAAGUGUGUAUGGGACAGGGGGGAUAAUUUUGAGGAUUGUGGGUCAAAUCUUUCUUCAUGCAAACCAGUUUAAAUUUUUGUUUUCUUGGUCUCAUGUUAUUAAUAGUAGAAGAUCUGAAACAAAGGAAAUUGAGUAGCAAAUAAUAUUUGACAAAAAAAAUUUCAGCCUUAAAGAUUGAAAGAUGGUGGUUGUAGGUAAUUGUGUUUAUGUACAAAUAAUUAUUGAUUUCCAGAAAUAUACCCUAAGAAAAUGAAUAACACAAUAAUAUUGGCCUUUCAGCAUUAAGAGGUUGGCAAAAGAACAGAGGAAGAGGUGCUGUGUUUUCCAAGUUCCCACCUAUUUCAUCAAGUUUUGUUAAAGCAAGCAGCAAUUUGACAGGCAUGGUUAACCCAAAUGACUCAUUAAGUGGACAACAAACACAAUCAGCUAAUCGUGAUGUUAACUUUAAUGUGCAAAGACCAUCUUUGUGUAAACUCUAAAAAUAUUUGUCCGUUUAAUACAUUUUUGGCAAUGUUUUUCCAUAGGGAUUGUAAGAGUAUGAAAUAUACAGAGUAAAGUAAUAUAAUGACAAUUCUGGAAAACAAAACCCUUAUUGAACCUUGGUAACAAACAUUACAAUAUUUUAUUAAUAUUGUAGAUGCUUUAGUGUUAGGUUAUAAAUCAGUGGUUAGUAUCUUAAGUGGUGGCCAAGAAGGCUGACAUGUAUUUAUCUUUUGAGAUUUUGCUAUGUGUUCAGUCUUUGUCUUACUUUAAUGUUUUAAAUAUUUAAAGUUCCUUAGGUGAUGAAUUCAAGCUUUUGUGGCAAAACUCAAUGACAGUUGUUUCUGGCCACUAUAUUGAUGUCCCUCAGAGGGUUUCCAACAUGCCAUCUCCCCCUUAAGCUCUAAAAAGUUGGUAGAAAUAUUCUUCAAGUAUCUUGCCUAUGAAAAAUUGCACAGACCGGAGUUUUGGUGAGGCAUUUUGCUUAUUUAUCCUCUAUUAUUUCACAGAUUCUGGACUUUGACUUUAAUUUUCAUUGGUGCAACAGUGACAACCAGCAGUGUGUCCUGGGUGUUACAAUAAAGUAUUGAAAAAUACAAACAAGAAAUCAACUAGGAAAAAAUGAACAAUUACCUUUUAUCAAAACACAGUUUCAAUCCAUUUGUUACCUUUUCCCAUUUUGUUAAUCUGUUUCUUCACUUACAGUCAAACCAGGUCAAGCGUUCGCGUCGCUAACGAACUAAUGAAUUCAUUCGCGGAAAAAUGAUUUCGUUUGUUGAUUCAAUAAUCC